Molecule: messenger RNA, 3300 nt
Organism: Diaporthe batatas
Lineage: Eukaryota; Fungi; Ascomycota; Sordariomycetes; Diaporthales; Diaporthaceae
Exons: 2
Coding region: 734-2824 (696 amino acids)
Source: RefSeq, a predicted model, not a curated record
GCAAAACGCGCAGAAACGGUGGCCGUACAAAAUCCCCAGCAGAGAAAGUGCAGGAGCUCAGGGAACCCCCCUGUUCUAACAGCACCGUAGCUUGCUCCCCCACUCCACGAAAUCUUUUGGCUCCCCCAAGUACAUAAACACACUCACAUUGACGACUGCAAUUGGACGUGACACCACACCACAAACGGGCCUGCAACGGUAAAUAAAAUCACGGCAAAGCAUCGUCUUCCGCCACCCCUGCCUGCUCUGUCACAGGGUCCCUCCCCGCCGCUGCCGUCCUGCUCCUGCCCACCGGCCACUUUCCACGACCUGCCACUGCCAUCCAAAGUCCCGACUCCCAACUCCCAACCCGACCACCAGCUGAGCUUCGCCUGCCUGACCUUGUCGUCCUAUCCACCUUGUUCCUCGUCCUCGAAGUCGGACUCGAACUUCGGCCUCGACCUGCCAGCCCUGCCACAAUACCUCCAACUAAGGGCACAAGGUCUCCCCCCGUCCUCGAAUCCCGUGGGACUGCCCAUUCCAAGGGUCUUGUCGAACUUGUCUUCUUGCAUCGGCUGGCGUUCGUUUGUGCUUGCUUCACGUCUCAUUUGUUUUCUGUGCACGUCCAGCGACUCGAGCGUCUGCUUUCCAAUGGCUUCUCCGAGAUACCACUAGAAUUUGAUUGCCACCACACUCAUAGCGCUGUUCCUUUGCCCGGCCUGCUUGGUCCGACUUCGAACCCUCUCACGACAACAUGAGCGGCGCCCCGCCCCCGCCCCCGCCGCCUCCCCACGGCGAGUCGCCAAAGACGACAUCUGGCUCAGGCCUGCCCCCCGGAAAAUAUGAUGUCUUCAUCAUACCAGAGCACUCGGCCGGCUCGGGCUUCCUGUACCUGCCCUCGCUGCGCACAAACACCAACAGCUUCAUCGCCGGCUUCGCAUCCGCCCUCCUCAUGGUCGUCCUCGGCCAGAGCAUGGCACCCGCCUUCCAGGCCUGGUGGGCAAACUUCCAGGGCAUGGGCAACGCCGGCAUGCUCCUGCUCGUAAUAGCUGUCGGCCUUGGCGCCUGGUCUCUCGGCCGCCAAUCUACCGACGGCACCGGACGCGACGGAGCGGGAGGGGGAGGCGGUUUCUAUUCCGGUGGCUCGUCAAUGCCCGGCGGUGGUGGCUUCAGUAGUGCUGGAUCCAGCCCCCACAGCGCCCAUCACGGCUCUUCCCCCGGCGCUGGCCCACCUCCAGAUGCCCACUCCCCCCCGCCUCCACCAGGUGGGUCGAAACCCAGUGCGAAUCCGUCCAGUGGCUCGUAUCAACGACCGCCACAGCCGACCCCCCAACCAACCCCCCAACCCCAGCCCAAACCCCAGCCCACUAAACCACAAGCAGAGACACCAAAGAACUCGUGGCAGAAGGCGAGGGAUGAGGUCCGCCGCAAGGAGGAGGAACGCAAGGCCAAAGAGGCCGAGGACAAGCGCCGCGCCGAGGCCGCUCAGAGGCUGAAGGAGCUUAGGGAGAAGGAGGCACGCGAGCGGGCUCAACGAGAGGCCGAGAGGUUGCGCCGGGAGCAGGAGGCCAAGGACAAGCUGGCCCAGGAGCAGGCGGCCAAGGAGAAGGAAGCCAAGGAGAAGGAAGAGAAAGAGCGCAAGGAGAAGGAGCAGAGGGAGGCCCGCGAGAAGGAGCUGAGGGAGCGCCUCGCGAGGGAGCGAGAAGAGCGGCGCAGGAAGCUCGAGGAGGACAGGAAGCGGAGGGAGGAGGCGGGCAGCCAGGCCCGCAGCACAUCCUCAUACGCCUACUCGGGCGUCGGCGAGAAGACGAGCCCCUGGCCCAACGGCAAACCACCCACGCCAUCCUCCCCUACUAAAAAGCCCCCUCCCCCAACAGCAAAGACCUUCGUCGGCGACGACACCGACGGCUACUCAUUCCGGCCAUACGACCAGCCGAGGCGGCCUGCGCGCCGCAAUUCCAAGUCCGACAUGUCCGAGUCCUCGUGGGCCCCGUCCCAGUCGACGGCGCGUACGUCGCCGCCGCCGUCUGUGCGCGGCCCCUACUCGACAAAGGACCCCGACAAGAUCGUCAUCAAGGCCGUCUACUGCUUCAUGAACCAGUUCGCAAAGACCCCGGCCUCCCAGCUCGUCUCUGGGGUCGGCACCGUGACGGAUGGUCUCAUCCUCCGCAUCACGACAGAGGGCCUGUUCAUCGACGACGACAUCCGUGGCGUUGCCCAGCGCGAGUGGGACGUCAAGGCCUGGACCCUCAAGACGGUAGAGGUAUGGUGUCCCGUGCACUUUUUGACUGGUGCGAUUGCUGCGAAUUCUCCAUCCCCGACCGGUUCGAAAUCCUCGUCCAACCCUGCUUUGAGUGCGAACCACAUCAGUACUGCUUUCUUUGCCAAGGUGGUGGGGGGAGGCGCCCGGCUGCGCGCUGCCGAGAGGGGGUCGCCAAAGUCGCUGUCUGGCGACGAGGCCGACGCCUACCUCGCCGACGUGCUCCGCUCGUGCAAGGACUCCUGCCGCCUGGGCGACUGCGCGUCCAAGUUUGCUGCUUCGAACCUGCCUAGCUCUUCCGGCUACCACGACGACGCCUCGAGCGUGUCGUCCGGAUCGACCCGCGUGACUAACAGCACGGCACAGACUGGGGACUGGAAGGCCAAGGGGCUACAUCUCCUCCGAGCGACAAUCCGAGACCAGGAGGGCAAGAGGUACAUGUUUGUCAUCGGUGAGGAGGACGGGUGGAAGGUCGCCGUGGGACUGCAGCGUCUGAGGCGGGGCACCCAGGUCCGGGCCUUGGGCGUCGCGGGACUGAGCGGCCUCGAGACAAAGAGCACGCUCGAGAUGCUUGGCUGGGGUUGAGGAGCCUCUGGCCACAUGCUCGAGGGCUUGGGCUUCUCCUUCCUCGAGCCUAGUCACAACCUGCCUCGGACAGCUGCGAAGGCGGGGGUGAAGAGCACGCGGUCGAACCGCAGACCACGGCGCAUGCACUCCGACCCUGCAGCACCCUGCUCGAGGAUUUCGGAGACCAUCUCACGACCAAGUGAUGGAAAUGACGGAAAUGAUGAUGAUGAAGUGGACGACUUGAUGCUGUAAAUGAUAAAGGCAGAAACAAGCCGUGCUGGGUCCCAGCUGUUGCGCGGAGAGUCGCUGUUGGGAGUUGAAAUACCACGGAACAGAGCUGUUGGUAGCGAGGGAGGGAGGAAUGUUGCGGCACGUUACUAGGGAACCGGGUGCAUGGGUGCAAGAUUCCAAGUUUCUGUUCAAUACCCCUUUGCUCGAUUAGGCUGGAAAUACAAUCCACACGAAUUCUCGGCCCACACAAAAGGGCCAACGAA